AUGCCACGAUACUAUUGCGAUUAUUGCGACACGUACUUAACUCACGACUCGCCGUCUGUGAGGAAACAGCACAAUGCCGGAUACAAGCACAAGGCCAACGUGCGCACGUACUACCAGCAGUAUGAGGAGGAGCAAACGCAAUCCCUCAUAGACCAGCGAAUCCGCGACCACCUCGGCUCCGUCCCCAUCGGCUCCGGCCUUCCCAUCGGCGCCGCCGCCGCAGCAGCAGCAGCCGGAGGCGGGGCUGCCCCCGGAGGGUUCCCGCAGCAGCUGCUGCGGCCAGGCAUGCCCCCCAUGGGCCUCCCUGGCAUGCCGGGUAUGCCGGGGAUGCCGUUUGGCAUGCCGGGUGGUGCAGGGCGGGGGGCGGUGCUGCCGCUGCCGGGGCAGUUCUUUGGGAUGGCUGGUGUUGGGGGGAGGGGGGUGGAGGGAGGGGAAGGGGGGAAGGGAGGGAAUGGGAGGGGAGGGAGGGGGGGAUGGGAGGUUAGGGUGGGGAGGGAGAGGAAAGAGGGUAGGGAGGGGAUGGCUAGGUGGAAGGGAGGUGGAGGGGGGAUAGGAGGGAGAGUAGCGUGUCCUGUGCUUUAG
Closterium sp. Naga37s-1 is the source of this 582-nucleotide messenger RNA. Lineage: Eukaryota; Viridiplantae; Streptophyta; Zygnematophyceae; Desmidiales; Closteriaceae. The record is from the annotation of a GenBank genome assembly.